Fusarium vanettenii 77-13-4 is the source of this 1485-nucleotide messenger RNA. RefSeq lists its product as uncharacterized. The coding region runs from base 1 to 1485 and encodes 494 amino acids. Gene Ontology annotation, molecular function: transmembrane transporter activity. NCBI's taxonomy places the organism in Eukaryota, Fungi, Ascomycota, Sordariomycetes, Hypocreales, Nectriaceae. Gene Ontology annotation, biological process: transmembrane transport. The record is from RefSeq and is a predicted model, not a curated record. Gene Ontology annotation, cellular component: membrane. The transcript is spliced from 4 exons.
AUGCUGCAUCAAACAUCAGAGCACGCCGGCAUCAUUAUAGAUGAAGCCAUCAAUGUGCCCGGUUACGAUGCCACCCUCAACAUUGAACCCGGAGAAACCAGGAGAGCAUUGCUCAAGGUUGACUUUGGCAUUCUCCCCUUUAUCGUCCUCUGCUUUUGCUUUCUUCAGUUUGAUCGCACCAACGUCGGCAAUGCCUUGACCGACACUCUUCGAGAGGACAUCAACAUUGACAACUCGGACAUCAACUUGGCCCAGACUCUCUUCACCGUGGGUUUCAUUGUUACUGAGCUGCCCUUCAACCUGAUCAGCAGGUACAUGGGCCCAGAGAGGUUUCUUCCGAUUACAAUGUUCCUGUGGGGCAUUGCAACCUGGUCACAGAUGUUUCUCAAGAACGCGGCCGGACUUUAUGCUGCUCGGUUCUUCGUUGGAGCCCUCGAAGGUGGAUAUAUCCCCGGUUUUGCACUCUACAUCUCGAAAUACUAUACAAACAACGAGCUUGCACUGCGAUACUCCAUUUUCUGGGCUUCCAACAGUUUCGCGGGUGCUCUCGGUGGGCCCCUAUCCAUCGGUUUGCUCUCUCUUCGAGGAAGAGGCGGCCUCCAAGGAUGGCAGUGGCUGUUCCUCAUCGGCAAGUUUACAAAGUCCCCAGGCGUCCUCACUUGUUUCCUCGGAGUUCUAGCUUAUCUGUACUUCCCCCACUCUGCGGCCAAACCGAAAUCCUUCUUUGGCAGGUCCUUCAACAUCUUUACCGAGCGAGAAGCAUCGAUCCUCGUGACACGAGUCAUCCGCAACGAUCCUACCAAAGCUCUUCGAUACGGAAAGCCAGUGCUGCCUUCCCACAUACUCGAAACGUUCAUGGAUUGGAGAUUGUAUGGUCAUCUCGUGGCCGCCCUGCUCUCCAUGGUCAUGAUCUCACCGAUGAACACAUAUGCCCCGUCCAUCAUCAAGUCUCUUGGGUUCACUUCCCUCCAGGCCAACGGGCUCAACUCUGUUGGAAGCGUCUGCGCCCUGAUAUGGUCUGUGUCUCUGGCGUUCAGCAGCGACAAGUUCCGUGAGCGGGGGUUCCACAUCGCUGUAGGAUAUCUUUGGGGUGCAGCUGGCUUGCUCUGGCUGGCAUUGGCACCUGACAACGUCAGUAAAUGGACGCUUUACGGAGGAGUUGUUUGGACUCAAAUGGGCAUGGGCUGUGUGCAAGCGAUUAGUGCAGCAUGGCUCACGACGAAAAUGCAAGACUACAAGCGCCCUAUCGCCCUGGCAGCUUAUGUGAUGAGCAUCCAGCUUGCCAAUUUCCCUGGAAAUCAGCUCUUUCGGGCACAAGAUGCUCCUCGAUACACCCGAGGAUUGAGUAUCGCUGCUGGGUGCACCAUCGCUGCAGCAGUUGUGAUCUUGGUCUGGAAGUUGCUUUACCGCUUGUUUGAUCAUGGCGACGCUGGUGUCGAGGCUGAGUUUCAAGUUGCUCCCGCUGAGGAAACGGGCGGUAAAUAG